ACGCAGCAGUGAAGCCUCGCGCCACACAACCGAAAACAAAAGUUCGAACUCCGUGAAACUUUUAUCGCUUGUGUUUGCUGUCCAAAGCGGAACUGUCAUCACCAAACGGCGCCGUCUAAACGCCAGGAGAUGGCGGAGUGUGGAGGCUGGCGCUUGGCCGCGCGCGUUGCCUCGAGCCGUCCGGCUGGGUACCACACCCUCCCCGCUUCCUCAUAGUCCCGCGGCGGGAGCGGGAACAAGGGCCGCUUCCUCCAGCUGCUUCCUGCAAGGGAGUCGCCUUCACAGACCACCGAGCGGAAUGGAUAGAACGCGCGAGCGUUGCAGGAGGGCGAGCGGGGACCUGGGCGCUCUGCCGCGGAGCUGAGCGACGGGACGAGGCGGGCGGACGAGCGUACGGACAUAUGGAGCCGCGGUGCCCGGCAGCGUCUGACCUCGGCUUGUGUUUGAGAAAGGAGCGAUUUAAAGAGGACCGAGACUCGUGGCUGAACUUUCCCGGGGAGUUGUGAGAGGAUGGUGCCGGCGGGGAGCAGAACUUUCCCUCCUGCCCAGAAGAAGAGCGCUUUGGGUGGAGUCCCGGGCGGCAUGAGAGCGCCAGGCCGGACACCAGCACCGGGAACCAGUCGGACCAGACCGCGGCCCACUUUCUGGAUCACGCCUCUGCUGCGAGUGGACACGAAAUGAUAAGCCACCCGGAGCGUGGGGAGACUUCAAACUGAGGCGGCGGAGGGCUCUAUUUUCCACAGCUUCCUGGGAGUUGUUUUCCGCUGCCACCAGCCUCUUGACCCUGGAUCUGCACUUUGCCCUCCGCAGGCGCAUCGUCGGCUCUGCGGUCAGUUCAACCUGUGAAUCCUUCAGUUCCACACAGCUGAAUAGAGACUCUUGAAUCAUGUUCAGGGCAUUUUCUUUUUACGGUCAACUUCUCUAACACCCGAUGUGAAUCAUUUUUCAGAGAAUUAACGGGGAAUGGAGUAGAUUUUUUUGUAAACACGUGUCCAGUUGCAGAUUCAUCCAAUGUGAUUGAUUUACUUUGAAGGAGAAGAAGGAAGACUGUUUGGCCAGUUUUUGUUUUUUUUUGUUUCAUGUUCAGCCGAAAUGUGUUUAAAGUAGAAACUGCAAACCAUUGGACAGCUUCAUCCUCCUACUGAUUAUGGCGAGUGGAGGUUCUGGAAAGUCGUCCAGCGAAGGAUCCCCCAGCGCGCCUGUGGGCAGGAAGCGCCUCUCGUCCGUCUGCGACUCGUGCAAGAGCAAGAUGCAGCUGGUGGCCGACCUGCUGCUGCUGUCCAGCGAGACCAGGCCGGUCAUGACCUCCGAGGGCGUGGCCCUGGCCGACACCUUCGACCAGUGCCGUGACACCGCCAUCGCCCGCACGAAGGAGCUCUCCAUCCUCACCCACGACAUCCAGAGCCAGCUCAACAUGGGUCGCUUCACCGAGGUGGGGGACCGGCUGCUGGAGAUGGCCGACCUGGUGGUGUCGCUGACCGAGUGCUCGGCGCACGCCGCCUACCUGGCGGCGGUGGAGACCACGGGGUCGCAGCCGUGCCUGCCGGGCCUGGUGGACCGCUACAAAGUGACCCGCUGUCGGCACGAGGUGGAGCAAAGCUGCGGCGUUCUUCGCGUGACGCCGCUGCCGGACCUGACCCCGCAGCUCCUCCUGGAGAUCUCGCAGAACAUCUCGGCCAACCUCAAGACUCUGACGGACAUCUCGUCGCUGGCCAGCGAGAGGUCCCGCGAGCGCUUCGCCAAAGAGCAGUUCAAGCUGAGCGUGAAGAGCAUGAGCACCUCCGGCACGGCCUUCCUGGCCUGCGUCAAGGAGGUGAAGAGCCAGCCCAGCGAGCUGACCAGGAGCCGCUGCGUUCUCUUCAGCGCCGCGCUGGUCCAAGCCGUGAGCGCCCUGGUGGGCUUCGCCACCGAGCCCCAGUUCCUGGGGAGGGCGGCGGGGAUCUCAUCGGAAGGGAAGGGGGUACAGACCGCAGUCUUGGGCGGGGCCAUGAGCGUGGUGUCGGCCUGCGUCCUGCUCACUCAGGGCCUCCGGGACGUGGCCCAGCAUCCGGAGAGCAGCUCCAAAAUGGUGGACUACAGAGAGAGACUGCGCAACUCGGCCUGCGCCGUGUCGGACGGCUGCACGCUGCUGACGCAGGCGCUCAGGGAGCGCUCGUCUCCCCGGACGCUGCCACCCGUCAACUCUCAUUCUGUGAAUUAGCGGACGUCUCGGUAAGAAGGUGUGAGAAGAAGUCGGGGGGUCAAGCGUCACGCUGGAUGUGACGCCCCCCACCACCGCCACCCCUGCUUCAGGCGAAACCUCCAAAGUUUACCUCAGUUUUCAUGUGCUGUGUGAGAGUGAGACGUGUGCGUGCGCCAUAGAUUUGACACUAUCUACCAGACUUCCCCUAGUAUUUGAAUUGUUCUUGGUCCUGCAUGUA
Messenger RNA from Synchiropus splendidus (mandarinfish), 2420 nucleotides. It is a transcript of the gene tlnrd1, whose product is annotated as talin rod domain containing 1. The coding region runs from base 1148 to 2200 and encodes 350 amino acids. The transcript has a single exon. NCBI's taxonomy places the organism in Eukaryota, Metazoa, Chordata, Actinopteri, Syngnathiformes, Callionymidae. The record is from RefSeq and is a predicted model, not a curated record. Gene Ontology annotation, molecular function: actin binding.